GACUUUUGGGGAGUUUAAUUGUCUCUCUCACUGGCGGUGGGUUUCUGUCGGACAGCUAGCUCGCCAGCUGGCUGAGGAAUUCAGAGAUUGGGACUAGUUUUUAAAGCAAUUUCACGCAAUAGUGUGGUUGUUUAUUUGGUUCAAAAGGGUUAAAUUAACCACCUGAACGAUGAAGGACCGAUUGGAGCAACUUAAAGCGACGUGUGAUCAAGAUGAUGAUGAGGUGGAGAUCGCUGUGGACAACGCAGCGUUCAUGGAUGAGUUCUUCUGUCAGAUUGAGGACAUCAGGAACAGUAUUGAUAAAAUUGAUGAGAAUGUGGCUGAAGUCAAAAAGCUUUACUCACUCAUCCUGUCUGCUCCCACAUCAGAUCAGAAAACACAGGAUGACUUGGAGGCAACCACCAACGACAUAAAAAAGAUGGCCAACAAUGCGAGAAACAAACUCAAGACUAUCGAGAGGAAUCUGGAGUCAGAGGAGCAGGAGAGAGUGUCGGCCGACAUGCGGAUACGUAAAUCACAGCAUGCAGUGCUGUCCAGGAAGUUUGUGGAGGUAAUGACGAAGUAUAAUGAAGCCCAGGUAGACUUCAGGGAGAGGAGUAAAGGACGUAUUCAGAGACAGCUAGAGAUCACUGGAAAAGCAACAACAGAUGACGAACUGGAAGAGAUGUUGGAGAGCGGUAAUGCUGCUGUGUUCACUGCAGGGAUUGUGGACUCUGGGAUUUCCAAACAAGCCCUCAGUGAGAUUGAAGCCAGACACAAAGAUAUCGUUCGUCUUGAAAGUAGCAUCAAGGAGCUGCACGAUAUGUUUGUAGACAUCGCCAUGCUGGUGGAGAGCCAGGGUGACAUAGUAGACAACAUAGAGCAGAAUGUAUCCAAGUCAGUGGACCAUAUAAUAGCAGCUAAGGAACAGACCAAAAAAGCUAUAAGGUACCAGACCAAAGCACGCAAGAAAAUGGUGAUUAUAGUGGUGGUUGUGGUGAUCUUGCUGGCACUGCUAGCUCUCAUUAUCGGGUUGUCAGUGGGAUUGAAGCAAAGCUGAUGAGCUAUUUGAGUAAGAGGAAAGCUAAGGAAGAUGAUCAUUAUUGGUGCAGUCUGUGCUGUGGUUGUUCUCAUCAUCCUCCUCAUCAUCAUCCUCACCCAUACACUAUAGCAGGAUUGCAGGCUUGCGAACAUCAUGUUUAUUCAUCUUCACUCCGUCCUUGCCCCCAUCAACCUGCAAACCAAAGAAAAGACUGAUAUUGAUACUUGAUAAAUCAUUUUUGAGCUAUGUAUUGUGUAAACCAAUCUGAACCGUCCACCCUAGUCUGUGAGGAGCUGUUUGGACAGUUUGAGGAUGUUCUUCUGCAAAUGAGGAAAUGAGACUGAAGUUGAUCUGAGGUACAAUACCUGUUGUAUCUCUGAGGAGGGGAAAAGGGAAUUGAAAUAUGCCAGAUUAUAAAACGUCACACAACAUUUCAUUGUUCAACAUUCAGUUCCAAAGAAACCGUCUGUGUUUGUCAUCUGAAAUUUGUUCUGAAGCUCAACCCUCACUAGAAGCACAUCACCUCCCUUAUCUUUGCUUCUUGCCUUUUAUGAGCCUUGACACAUUUUGUGAAAAACUAGCUAUGUUCACUGUACGGGGAUUUUUGUCAACCUUUGGGGAGCUCCAGCACUUUCACAUUUAAAUAUGUAUUUUUCAUUAUAUUAAGCUAAGAUGAUCAUGUAAAUAAUAGCACUAUUUUUUUUGUGUUGUCAAUAUCUAAGCACGAUUACAGCUCUGUUCUUUAACUGAAAAGAGGAGCUGUGUGUUCAGCUAUGAUUCUUGAAUGUAGAGAGUGAAUUUUAAAUGUGAAAGAUGGUGUUUAUGGAAACACAUUUCAUGCACAGGUGGAGCUAAAAUAAUCAAACAAGACAAAAAAGACAGG
Messenger RNA from Scomber japonicus (chub mackerel), 1904 nucleotides. It is a transcript of the gene stx3b, whose product is annotated as syntaxin 3b. Gene Ontology annotation, molecular function: SNARE binding; SNAP receptor activity. Lineage: Eukaryota; Metazoa; Chordata; Actinopteri; Scombriformes; Scombridae. Gene Ontology annotation, biological process: exocytic insertion of neurotransmitter receptor to postsynaptic membrane; synaptic vesicle fusion to presynaptic active zone membrane; intracellular protein transport. The record is from RefSeq and is a predicted model, not a curated record. The coding region runs from base 170 to 1039 and encodes 289 amino acids. Gene Ontology annotation, cellular component: endomembrane system; postsynapse; SNARE complex. The transcript has 11 exons.